Quercus robur (English oak) is the source of this 696-nucleotide messenger RNA. RefSeq lists its product as uncharacterized. NCBI's taxonomy places the organism in Eukaryota, Viridiplantae, Streptophyta, Magnoliopsida, Fagales, Fagaceae. The record is from RefSeq and is a predicted model, not a curated record. The coding region runs from base 1 to 696 and encodes 231 amino acids. The transcript has 4 exons.
AUGGUUCAACAAUUUUUUGCUCCACAGGAUGUAGGGGCUAUAUUAAGCAUACCUUUAAGUUCUAGACUGCCUAGUGACCGUUUGGUGUGGGCUUACAUGCCCAAGGCCUACGGACUGUUCACAGUCAAGAGUGCCUAUAAACUCACAAUGUCAUUAGCUGAUAUGCUACAGCUAGCCAGGCAUGUUCUUGACUCUUCUAUUUGUGAAGCCUGUGGAGAUGCAAUAGAGACCAGUGGCCAUGUUUUUUGGGUAUGUGUUGUAGCCCGCGAAGUUUGGGAUUUGUCUGGUUUUUGCUUUGACAAGGUUGGUGAUGGGGUUCAUGAAUUCCGGCAAUUUCAAGAUUUCUUGUGGUACCUUAAGUUCGGACAGCAGGUAGAUGAGGAGCUACUAGGGUUGGUUUGUACAGUUGCUUGGUGCUUGUGGACCACUAGGAAUGAGCCACCGAUGGAUCUAUGGUUCAAAGUUAAUGUUGAUGGUGUGACCUUUGCUCAAUCUCAGACAGUGGGAAUUGGUGUUCUUGUUCGUGACUUUGCUGGGAGAGUGGCGGCCACCCUAAGUAAAUGCCUACCUGUACCUUUGGGACCACUUGAGACCGAAGCUAAGGCCAUGGAGGAGGGGUCUACUGGACCUCUAGUUGUUAUUACCAACAUCAUUGAAGGAAUUCAUGUGAAGUUGUAUGAAUUCAGAAGGAUUUAA